This is a messenger RNA of Meloidogyne enterolobii, 628 nucleotides long. The record is from the annotation of a GenBank genome assembly. Lineage: Eukaryota; Metazoa; Nematoda; Chromadorea; Rhabditida; Meloidogynidae.
GAAGGGAGGGGAAUGCCCUCUUUUACAUUUUAUUUAUAUCGUCUUAGGCCAAAAACAAGAUUAUUUGGUUAUUUUUUAGGGAAAUGUGCGUGUCCCCCUUAUCCUCCUUCCUCCCUCGUUUCCCUCCUCCCUCAUCUUCCUCUUCUUCAUAUCCUUGCUAAUGCUUUUCCCCUCUCAUUUAAGCAGCCGACAAGAGCUCAUCAUCAUUGUAAAUGAAGAAAUAAUGCUUGUCUUUUUUUACUUUUUUUGUUUAAAUUCCCGACUCAGUCUUAUUUAUUUAUUGAAAGGCCGGCUAAGUUUUCUUAAUGGAUAGUGCUGGAUAUGGCUAAGGAGCUAGCUCCGGAGCCUACUUUUCCUUCAUUUUUGGAACCUUCAUCGUCCCUCAUUUCCCUCAAUUUCGGAGCCUAACUCGUCCCUCAUUCCUGGAACCCUCAUUUCUGGGACCGCUCCUCAUGAGCCAAGAUUAUUCCUAGUUUGAUACCCAGAACUGUUCCGAGUCUAGUUGAUAAAGCAUACUUGUGAACUAUUUUUGGGAUGCCACUGCUUUUACCCUUCCUUGCCAUAUAAAUUCGGAGCUACAUGCUCUGAAGCUACCUUUUCCCUCAUUUUUGGAGCCUUUCUCAUCCCU